Elgaria multicarinata webbii is the source of this 9370-nucleotide messenger RNA. It is a transcript of the gene BRWD3, whose product is annotated as bromodomain and WD repeat domain containing 3. The transcript is spliced from 41 exons. The record is from RefSeq and is a predicted model, not a curated record. Lineage: Eukaryota; Metazoa; Chordata; Lepidosauria; Squamata; Anguidae. Gene Ontology annotation, molecular function: protein binding. Gene Ontology annotation, cellular component: nucleus. The coding region runs from base 32 to 5503 and encodes 1823 amino acids. Gene Ontology annotation, biological process: regulation of transcription by RNA polymerase II; cytoskeleton organization; regulation of cell shape.
UUCCCGACGGGCCUUCCCCUCAGGACGGAGGAUGGCGGCGGCGGCGGCGGCCCCGACCCAUCUGGAAGCCGAGCUCUACUACCUGAUCGCCCGCUUCCUCCAGUCGGGACCUUGCAAGAAAUCCGCCCAGGUGCUGGUGGAGGAGCUCGAAGAACACCGGUUGAUCCCACGACGCCUGGAUUGGCAGGGCAAGGAGCACCGAAGAAGCUUUGAGGAUCUGGUGGCAGCCAAUGCUCACAUCCCUCCAAAUUACCUUCUCAAAAUCUGUGAACGGAUCGGACCCCUGUUGGACAAGGAGAUCCCACAGAGCGUACUUGGGGUGCAGACGCUGCUGGGAGUGGGCCGGCAAUCCUUGCUAAGAGCGGCCAAAGACUGCAGGCACACGUCAUGGAAGGGAUCGGCGUUUGCAGCGCUUCACAGAGGCAGGCCGCCCGAACUACCUGCGAACUAUGGGAAACCACCAAAUGUGGUAAAUAUAAUCUGCGCCAGACAGUCAACAGGAUAUGGACGUUUCAGCCAUUUGUUCCCAUCAUCCUUCUAUCAGCACAUCAAGAUGCACAAAAGGAUUCUGGGGCAUUUAUCAUCUGUGUAUUGUGUAGCAUUUGAUCGCAGCGGGAGAAGAAUUUUCACGGGUUCAGAUGAUUGCUUGGUGAAAAUUUGGGCUACAGAUAAUGGACGUUUGCUCUCAACGCUCCGAGGACAUUCAGCUGAAAUCUCUGACAUGGCUGUCAGUUAUGAAAACACCCUCCUUGCUGCAGGCAGCUGUGACAAGGUAGUCAGAGUCUGGUGCCUUCGAACCUGUGCACCAGUUGCAGUGCUACUGGGCCACUCAGCUUCCAUUACUUCCAUACAGUUUUCUCCAGCAAGAAAAGGAACAACUCGAUACCUCACUUCUACUGGUGCUGAUGGAGCUAUCUGCUUCUGGCAGUGGCAUUUAAACACAAUGAAAUUUAAAGAUCGGCCAGUCAAAUUUGCUGAGAGGUCCAGGCCUGGUGUUCAGAUAUCUUGUUCAUCUUUCAGCUCUGGUGGUAUGUUUAUAGCAACAGGGAGUACUGACCAUGUGAUAAGAAUAUAUUAUUUGGGCUCUGAAUCUCCAGAGAAAAUUGCUGAAUUAGAAUCUCAUACGGACAAAGUAGUCGCUGUUCAGUUCUGCAACAAUGGAGAUAGAUUAAGGUUUGUCAGCGGAAGCAGAGAUGGAACAGCCAGAGUAUGGCAAUAUCAGCAGCAAGAGUGGAAGAAUAUAGUGUUGGAUAUGUCUACCAAGAUGACUGGGAACAGCCUCCUGUCUGGGGAGGACAAGGUAUCUAAGCUGAAGGUGACCAUGGUAGCUUGGGAUCGAUACGAUACCACCGUUAUCACAGCAGUCAACAACUUCCUUCUGAAAGUGUGGAACUCUUCUACCGGGCAGCUUCUUCACAGUUUAUCUGGCCAUGAUGACGAAGUGUUUGUUUUGGAAGCUCACCCAUUUGACCAAAGGAUCAUGCUUUCUGCAGGCCACGAUGGGAACAUUUUCAUUUGGGACCUUGAGAAAGGAACAAAAAUUCGCAAUUACUUCAACAUGAUCGAGGGCCAAGGCCACGGUGCAGUGUUUGAUUGCAAAUUCUCCCCAGACGGUCAGCAUUUUGCCUGUACCGAUUCACACGGACAUCUCCUACUGUUUGGCUUCGGGUGCAAUAAAUAUUACGAAAAGAUUCCAGAUCAGAUGUUCUUCCACACAGAUUAUCGCCCCCUGAUCCGCGAUGCUAAUAACUAUGUACUAGAUGAACAAACUCAGCAGGCCCCACAUCUUAUGCCUCCCCCCUUCUUGGUAGAUGUGGAUGGAAAUCCUCACCCCACGAGAUACCAACGGCUGGUGCCAGGGCGGGAAAACUGUAAAGAUGAACAACUGAUUCCUCAACUGGGAUAUGUGGCAAACGGUGAUGGUGAGGUUGUGGAGCAAGUGAUUGGGCAGCAAACUAAUGACCAAGAGGAGAGCAUCCUUGAUGGGAUCAUUAGGGAACUACAACGAGAGCAAGAUCUGAGAAGGCGUAACGGAGGCGAAGCUCCUCCAAACCCUCCACAAAGCAGAUUACAGUCUGUUAACACUUUGAGAAGUCCAAGUUUGGAUCUAGCUUCCCCUCCGAACGUUGGGCUCAGACGGAGCGGUCAGAUUGAAGGUGUCCGGCAAAUGCAUCACAACGCUCCCAGAAGUCAGAUGGCCACGGAGAGAGAUCUCAUGGCGUGGAGUAGGAGAGUGGUAGUGAAUGAGCUGCAUCCUGGGGUUAGCAGAGUUCAGGAAGAAUGCCGAGCUGCCAAAGGUGACUUAGAAAUCCAUCUGUAUACCCUUGAAAAGAAGAGAAAGCCUUCCCACAUUUUGCAACGGAGCGACUAUCAACCCGGCAGCGGGCGAGCUUUACGAAGGAACCAGCGCAAGCGGCAACACGCUUACCAAACGCGUUCCACCAUUGAACAUAAUGCGCAAGGUGCAAGGAGAAGUUCACAUACCCAGGAAGAUUCUGAAAGCUCUUCUGAGCUGCACACUGGGUGGACACUUUCAGCGAGCCAAACACCACAACCCCAAGACCUCUUUAUUGGUUGGUCACGACUAGCUCAAAUCCCAGAAUUGCAACUAGAUAAUGAAGAUGACACAGCCGGCACAAGUGAUGCAUCUGUGGAUGACAACGUGGCGGCGUGGCAAAGUGAAAGCAGCUCCAGUGAUUCAUCCAGUGAAUAUUCCGACUGGACUGCAGAUGCCGGGAUAAACCUCCAGCCCCCCAAAAGACAAACAAGACAGGCGACGCGCAAAAUUUGUAGCAGCUCCGAUGAUGAACAUGAAAAAGACACAAAGGGACAGGAAGAAAAACGCAAGAAACCCAAACAAACACGAAAAAAGAAACCCAGUGGAAUGCUUUCAAUGGACGGUGAACCCACUGAGGAAUGGUUUGCUCCCCACUGGAUAUUGGAUACCAUACCGCGGCGUUCCCCCUUUGUCCCACAAAUGGGGGAUGAGAUAAUCUAUUUCAGGCAAGGACACGAAGCUUACGUGCGUGCAGUUAGGAAGGCAAAAAUUUACAGUGUUAACCUGCAAAAGCAACCAUGGAAUAAAAUGGAACUCAGGGAACAAGAGUUUGUGAAGAUUGUGGGAAUUAAGUAUGAAGUUGGACCACCUACGCUUUGCUGCUUGAAGCUGGCCUUCCUUGAUCCCAUCUCAGGCAAAAUGACCGGUGAAUCAUUUUCCAUAAAGUACCAUGACAUGCCUGAUGUUAUUGAUUUCCUUGUGCUGCACCAGUUUUACAAUGAAGCCAAAGAAAGGAAUUGGCAGAUUGGGGACAGGUUUCGCAGCAUAAUAGAUGAUGCGUGGUGGUUUGGAACCGUGGAAAGCCAGCAGCCCUUCCAGUCUGAAUAUCCUGAUAGUUCUUUCCAGUGCUACAGUGUUCACUGGGACAAUAACGAAAGAGAAAAGAUGAGCCCCUGGGACAUGGAGCCGAUUCCAGAAGGAACUGCUUAUCCAGAAGAAGUUGGGGCCGGAGUCCCUGUGACGACAGAGGAGCUGGCGUCUCUGCUGUACAAGCCGCAGGAAGGCGAAUGGGGGUCCCAUUCCCGAGACGAAGAAUGUGUGCGAGUCCUCCGAGGGAUCGAUCAGCUUCUUUCCCUAGAUAUCUCCAACCCCUUUGCUGUCCCAGUGGACCUUAGUGCCUAUCCUCUGUAUUGCACUGUUGUUGCUUACCCAACUGACCUCACCACAAUAAGGAGAAGACUUGAAAACAGAUUUUACAGGAGAAUAUCGGCACUAAUGUGGGAAGUGCGAUACAUCGAACAUAACGCCAGGACUUUCAAUGAGCCCGAUAGUCCUAUAGUUAAAGCAGCCAAAAUUGUAACAGAUGUCUUACUUCACUACAUUGGGGAUCAGAGUUGUACAGAUAUUCUGGAGAUCUAUAACAAAGUGAAAGCAGAAGACUUGAGCAGCACAGAUGAAGAGGAGGAGGUGGCAGAAACGUGCGCAGAUUCAGAUGGUCCAGGAACCUCAUCUGGGAAAAAAACUGUAAAGCGACAGAUAAAAAGGCAGCCUUCGAAACCACGUGCGAAUGCCUGGAAUGAACAAUGCAAGCAGUUAUUAAGCCUGAUUUAUGAGCGUGAAGACUCUGAGCCAUUCCGACAACCCGUUGAUCUCUUUUCUUACCCUGAUUAUCGAGACAUCGUAGACACUCCCAUGGACUUCAGUACUGUGAAAGAAACUUUGGAAGCGGGCAAUUACACAAACCCCCUCGAAUUCUACAAAGACGUCCGCUUGAUAUUCUGCAACUCUAAAGCGUACACUCCCAAUAAGAAAUCAAGGAUCUACAGCAUGACACUCCGAUUAUCUGCCUUAUUUGAAAAUCACAUCAAAACCAUCAUUUCCGAGUACAAGUCGGCAGGGCAAUGUCAGAAGAGGCGAAGACCACGGUUACGGUACCGAAAGCAACUCCGAAGUAGCAGCAGUUCCUCCUGCAGUAGCAGGGCACCCAGCCCCAAAGGAAAACAAAAACAACUGAAGAUGCAGCCUAAAACAAACCCGAAUACCUCACUGCCUUUAACUAGGACUAAUUCUUCAGUUUCAUCUCAUGUUUCAGAUACUACGGAGGAACCGCCCAGCUCAGCUGCUGCUGAAGAGAUGGAAAGUCAUCCGUCCUCAUCUGGUUCAAACGUCCCGAAUCAGAGUGGAAAUGAUGCUGAACCAGGGAAAAAUAGGCCAAUCAGAAAUAAAUCGACACCAGUUAAACAAGAUCAGCCUUCCGAUAAACCUCUGACAAAUGGCGACGGGCGAGAGCCCCGGGCGGCAGUCAAGCGAAAGCUGCCGAGUGCAUCAGAAGAGGACGAACACACCGGCAAAGAGAAGAAGAGAGAACAAAAAGAAAAACCCAGUUUAUCGUCCUCAGAAAGUGGGGACUCGCGCUCCAGCUCUGAAAGCAGAUGCGGCUCUGAUUCUGACUCUGAGACGAGCUCUAGGACAGACCAGGACUACGUAGACGGAGACCACGAUUACAGCAAAUCUGUGCAAGUGAAACCGAAAAGGAAAAUUCGGAGGAACAUCUCCAACGGGCAGAGAAACUGGCAGGGUAGAGGGACGGGGAGGAGAGGGAGAUGGGGCCGGUGGGGUCGGUGGAGCAGAGGGGGACGAGGCGGCCGAGGAGGAAGAGGCUGUGGCAGAGGCAGAAGAGGAGGCCGGGGAGGCAGAAGAGGUCGAGGGAGAGGAGCCUCCAGGGGGGCUUCCAGAGCCAAGCGCCCACGGACGGCCGACGACGAAUUUGAGAAUCUUUUCGGCGGACGCUUCAGCGAGAACACGUUUGGUGGGAGGUUCAGUAGGCCACCACGGAUCAAAACUAGGAAUGAGGGCAGGCGGACCGUUUUGUAUAAUGACGAUUCAGACAACGACACUUUUGUGCACACGGAGGAUCCCCUGAAUCUUGGCACUUCCAGGUCAGGCAGGGUACGGAAAAUGACAGAAAAAGCCAGGGUCAGCCACCUCAUGGGGUGGAAUUACUGACACAGGGGGAACGAAGUGACGCAACUGAACAAUGGUGUGAGGACUUCAAAGGCUUUCUACUGCAGGGAUUUUUGCCAGAAAAUCUACUAAGCAAAUGGUGGGUGGGGUGGGGUGGGGUGGGGGGACUCCGCUCACCUUUUUCUGUGGUGCUUUUCCAUUUUGCCCAUAUGUUUUUUUGUGUGUGCGUGUUUGAAGACUUCUUAUAGCCACAUGGUUUUUGGCCAAAAGAAGCCUUACCUGCUGCAGAAAUGCUUCCCCACACUACACUUUGAGUUUUGUCACAAGCUUGUGGCAUUUGAAUCAUGUUUAUGAAGGUCUCUCCUUGUCGGUUUUGUUUUUGUGUGUGUGUGUGUGCGUGCGUGCGCGCGUGCAUUAUAGAAACAGCACCUUCUUACAGAGUUUUUAAAACAUUUUCUGCCAUGAAUUCCUUACAUGCCGUAAUAACUUUUGCACAAUACACCGAUCCUAAAGGCAGCUAUAAAAUGUUUACAGUUUCUCUAUUGUGCACAGGAUCUGGAUUAUUCUAAUCUUCCCAGGCCAAACUUUCAUGAAUUUGUGAUGAACUGAAGUGUGUUCAUAUUUGGGUAUCUUGAUAUGCUUUUCCCAUUGGUUUUGAACUCAUGCUUUAAGAGAGAGAGAGAGAGAGAGAGAGAGAGAGAGAGAGAGAGGGUUGGUGCCUUGUAAAUAUGUAGCAAACCUUUGACAUGAAAUGUCCAACACAUGUAUUAACAUUAUUAUAACAAGAAUACUUGAGAACUAUUAAUAUCUAGACACACAGGUGCCAAAAGCAAAAGUUGACUUGCAUCUAUUUUAUUUCUGCUGCCCUCCUAUUUUUAUUGCAUUAAUCAAAAUUGCCACUAAGAUGUUAACAUCAGUGUUGAAAUGAUUGCUCCUUCCCAGACACAUAUAUUUUUUUUCCUAGUAGCUUAGCUACCUCCAGACUUGCAAAUAAUAGAAACUUUACACAGAGAACUCACUUUGUUUUCCUUCAGCAGUGGGGCUGCAGUAGGUUAGUUGGAGCAAGUCACUCAGUCAGCUACAAAAUAACUGUUAAUUGGCCUCCAACCUGACAAUCGUGCCCAAUAUAUUUUUCACAGAUUUGAUGGUUCAGAUAGUCAGUUGAACGUGCACAUACUUUCCCCACCACGAUAAACGAUGUGUCCGUUUUUAAUUCGACCCUUAAAACGUUGACAGAAUCUUUUUUGUGUGUUUGUUCAAACCGUUACACCCUUUCCAACGCUUGCAUCUUUUGUGUAUGGGCGCAUCUUAGCUGUAAAAUCUCAAGUCUCCAGAAAAUAAUUCAUGCACUCUCAUCCAGAGAUUGCUAAUGGACAUGAGAGCUCCAGUACGUCCCUGGAGUAUCCUCUUUGUAAGGGCUUCCCUGUUCGCUUCAGUGGAGAAACCCAGCUGGUUUGCUCUUACUUCUUCAUCCAGGCUAAGCAGCUUUUUCCAUUGACGUGAAGGCAAGGACAUCUGUACGUGGGCUUCUAGAUAGCACUCAUGGCAUGCGGCUUGAUAUUGAAAAGAUAACUUGCACAGGGCUCUUGUUAACAGUGUUUUAACAUUACGUCAUCAUAUAUCACAGUAUAAGGGAAAACUGGGGUUGAAAGCCUGUCUUUCAAGGCUUUAAUGGCACAUUAAUGUUUUGAAUUAUGCUCCCCCACCCCCGGCACCCUGAGAUGAAAGAGAGUUGCAUUUUCCAAUUUAUUUAUUUUUGUAAUUCACAAUAUCAGGCACUGUGUAGGAGACUUGAGAGAGUGGGGAAAAGAGGACCAGGAAGCCAAAAUAAAACAAAGGGUGAAAUGUCAUGCAGAUCCUUUUUUUUCCUUUUCUUUUUUGGUUCUAGUCUUAUGGACAAUGUUUUUACCAGGCGCGCUUAGUCAGUGUUGACAAACCUCCCAAAAAAAUGUCAGUAGGAUUAUUUGUAUGUUAUGUCUAACAAAAUAUAUACACAUAUAGACACACAAGUUGCUUUGGUAUGAACCUUCCAUAGCAAACAUGUGAAUAAACGCAUUUAAAACAGCAACACUCAAAUGGAGAGGCAUUUGCCAAAAUAUUAAGGAUCAUCAGGGCAAAAAUAAAAUAAUGACGUUAGUGAAUGAUAGAAUGUAGAGAACCUUCAAGUAUUCAUAUACAGCCUGUUUUAAAAUGUAAGUCCAAUAUCCCCAUCAGCAAUUCUUUCUGCCCAUGGAAUGGCUGAGGUAUGCCUUUCCCUGAAACUGCUCCCUUCUCUUUGAUCCUGUGUACAUGUGGAUCUGCUCCCUUUACUGAAAUUAAUGGGGCAGUCUGCAAGAGCCCUGUCUUUGCAUUUGAGACCAUACAGGGCUCUAACUCAGGAUAAACGAGUAAGGAGUCUUCCAGUUCAGUAUAGUGUUCCCGGUGUACAUGCCACGUGUGUAUUUAAAAGAGCAUCUUUUGUAUCCGUCUCCUUUCCCUCUACUAGAACAGCAUGGCUGUUUUAAUUCCAAUACAUAAUCCCACCGAAGGUACGCAUAACUACUAUGAGGACAAAUAGUGUUAUUUCAAUGAACUGAUAUCCAGGGCCAUAGAAGAUUUGUACAUCUUUUACUCUUGCUGAAGCUCUGGUCAAUAUUGUAUUCAGCAUGGGUAAAUUUCCCUUGGGGGAGAGAGACUGUUUUGUUUUUCCUUCCUAAAACAUAGAUGCACUUUUUAUUAAUGAUUAGAAUAUGGUUGAAAUACCUACAAUGUUAUAUCUUGCUUAGACUGAUUAUGUACUGUGCAGAUGACAGCCAAGCAAAAUUGUUUUGUUGGGAUCGAAGUAUUAAUUGGACUUGUGUUUUAUAAACUGACAAACUGCUAGGCAGCAAGGGUGCCACACAAAUGGAGUCGAUGGCUGGAUUCACACAACACGCUAAGCCCAUAGGGGUUAUUGUGUUGUCUAAACGCAGCUCUUUUUCCACAAGGUGAUUUAACGUGUUGUCCAAACACAGUGCAUUUUCCACAGGGUGGGUUAUCAUGCUGUCCGAAUGCCGUUUUCUGCAGGGUGGCCUGUUAACCGUGCCGUGUAGUUUAUUUUUCGCAAACAAGCCACCUUGAGAACCCAUGGCUUGUUGUUGGGUUGUUCAAGGUGGAUAGCAAGCUAUACUGCAUGGUUAACGAGCAACUCUGCAGACAACCCAGUAACCAAUACGCUGCGUUCAGACAACCCAGUAACCAAUGCUGCGGGGAAAGCACCUUAUUCAGAGCUGCGGUCCAACAACAACCCACACUGGUGGGUUAGAGUAUUGUGUGAACCCAGCCUUUGUCUAUUAUAAAGGAUCUGAGAGUUUCUUGUGCAUGGGAAUCCUUAGGUAUAUGAGAGAAGGAAUGUGAUGUACUUGAGUGUGGUUAUUUGGCUAGUGUUCAGUGAGGAUUCAUCCCUGUCCCUGUUUGUAUUGUUGCUGUUCAAGGGUAUCAGGUGUUUGUGGGUCAUCUUGGAAUGUGUGUAAUUUGAACCUUGUCUCCUUUCCAGUGUUAAGAUCCAAUAGACCAUGUGGCAAUUUUGGUCUGGAAGAAACAAAAGGGUUGAACAAAUAGGGGCCGUUCACUAGUAGACGGCUUUUGGGUCUCUCGAAUUUGGCCUUCCGAGGCUCUACUUUGGGGUGAAACAGUGUUGUUUUCCUUCCACCUUUUCCUGUUCCUUGCAGUAGCUGCUGGUGGUCCAGUACGUUCUGCCUCAUGGGCAUUCUGCAUGUACUCUUGCUGUGCACUGGCAUACUAGUGUGCUAGCCAACUCUGUGGCCCCAUUCAGAAGACACCUUAAACCACGGCUUUAACUACAGAGGUUAAGCCAGAAAGCCAGGUCGUAUUCAGAAGACACUUUAAACCAUGGCUUUAACCCUCGUCACCAUGGUUAAAGCCAUGAUU